Messenger RNA from Ipomoea nil (Japanese morning glory), 1855 nucleotides. Its product is annotated as protein NRT1/ PTR FAMILY 5.8-like. The record is from RefSeq and is a predicted model, not a curated record. The transcript is spliced from 4 exons. The coding region runs from base 219 to 1826 and encodes 535 amino acids. Lineage: Eukaryota; Viridiplantae; Streptophyta; Magnoliopsida; Solanales; Convolvulaceae. Gene Ontology annotation, molecular function: transmembrane transporter activity. Gene Ontology annotation, cellular component: membrane. Gene Ontology annotation, biological process: transmembrane transport.
ACUUAUUCACUCUCUCUCUCAUAUCUCAUACAUAUGAUUUGUGGAUAAAAACAAGUCAGAAUAUAUAUAAAUAAUACCAUUCAGCCAUGCUAGCUAGCUCAGCUUGAAGGGUCUUAUAUGCAUAUUUCUGGUUUAUCUUAUCUUCUACUCUCUUUCAGCUCAGGUUUCUGUUCAUUAUUACUCCAUCUUCGUUCUGAUCUAGUACGUUGUAGCUAGCCAUGGCGGGCGGGCAAGGUCUGAACAAGCCAUGCAUUCUCCUCAUAGUGAUAGCGGGGAUGGAGAGGUUCACGUUCAAAGGCGUGGCGGCGAAUUUGGUGACGUAUCUCACGGAUGUGGCGAAGAUGAGCAACUCGUCGGCGGCGAAGCUGGUCAACAAUUGGUGUGGCUUCACCUCUAUGGUGCCGCUGCUGGUGGCGCCGUUGGCCGACUCUUACUUGGAUAGCUAUUCAACUAUUUUAGGCUCUGCAUUUUUCUAUAUUCUGGGGCUGAUAGCGUUGACAUCAACGGCGAUGGGGUGGCCGCCGGGGAGUAAUAAUGCCCAGAAAAUUAGCUCUUCUUCCCUCUCAUGGCCGCUCCACUUAAUUUCACUGGGCCUGGGUGGCUACAACCCAUCCUUGCAGGCCUUCGCGGCGGAUCAGCUUGGAGAUGAAGACGACGGCGAGCUGCCGUCAACCAAGAACGGCGACAAGAGCUCCGUCAAGAAGAGUUUGUUCUUCCAGUGGUGGUAUUUCGGCAUUUGCUGCGGCAGUCUUCUGGGAGUCUCAGUCUUGUCGUAUAUCCAGGACACAAUAGGAUGGGGCGUUGGCUUCGCCAUUCCCACCAUCGCCAUGAUAGCUUCCAUUCUCGUUUUCUUGUCUGCCAACCGCCUCUACCAACACAACAAUUCCAAAGAAAUAUCUCUCGACAAAAUGAUCCAUGCCAUCAAAGACGCGGCGUCAAGAUUGAAAAACCGCGGCGAAAUGUCGCUGCCCAGCAGCAAACCAGACACUGUUCAUGAGCUUGAGCUUCAAGAAAAGCCACUGUUCAGUGAAGAUUCAGAUGAAGAUGACAGUAAGAGUGGGGAGAAGAAGGUGCAGGACAGUGGCGGCGGCAUCAAUGUCGUGAAGAUUGCGCGAGUAGUGAUCCGUUUAUUACCUGUCUGGACGUUGCUUUUAACGUUUGCAGUUAUCUUCCAGCAACCAGCGACAUUCUUCACCAAACAAGGCAUGACGAUGAAGAGAAACAUCGGACCCAAUUUCAAGAUCCCACCCGCCGCGCUUCAGAGCGCGAUCACAGUGUCCAUAAUUCUUCUCAUGCCUCUGUACGACAAGUACUUCAUCCCCCUCGUUCGCGUCUUCACCCUCAACGACAAAGGCGUCACCGUGCGGCAAAGAAUGGGGAUCGGAAUGUUUCUGUCGGUGAUAGCCAUGGUGAUUGCCGCCUUCACGGACACAAAGAGGCUCGAAAUCAGCAGAAAUCCCGAGAAUCUAAGCUCAGAAACAGUGCCGAUGAGCAUAUUCUGGCUGCUUCCGCAGUACAUCCUCCUCGGAAUCUCCGACAUCUUCACCGUGGUCGGGAUGCAAGAGUUUUUCUACUCCGAAGUCCCGGCGAACAUGAGAACCUUAGGGAUAGCUCUGUACACUAGCGUCUUCGGUUUCGGAAGCUUCUUCAGCUCCCUGCUUAUCUCCAUUGUAGAACAUUUCACAAGCUCCUCUGCAAAUCAGCAUGGGUGGUUCUCUGAUGAUAUGAAGGAAGCCCGUUUAGAUAAUUAUUAUUGGUUUCUCGCCGUGUUAAGUGCUGUCAGCUUGAUCUUAUUCGUAAUCUUCUGUAAGUUUAAUGGUUCUUGAAAGUUAAUUUCAAUCUGGAUUUUAUUAUG